UCCGCUGCUGAUAUUUCCGACAGCCCGUGAAGGCAGCGUGUGUCGCAGGGUGUCAUGGCGGACCGGAAGAAGAUGAGGAGGCCUCUCGGACUCUCGGAGUCUCUCAGCCGCGCGUCAACCCGUCAUUUCUCCUCCUUCUCCUCCUCGACUCCUCUCAGCUCCCGGUGAUAACACCUCCUCCGCGGCUGCAGAUAAACUCAGAUGACAACUGCGUUCUGAUCACAACCACCAGAAACCGAUCGCCCAGAGAGAGCAGAGGAGAUGGAGAUGGAGAAGCCGGUCUUGCAGACGCAACCAUCCACCCUGCCUUUCUUCGACACGGCUCACGCCUUCAACCUGCUGCGGGGAAUCCAUGAACUCAGAGCUGAGAGGAAGUUUUUCGAUGUGACUUUGUGUGCCGAGGGCCGCGAGUUCCACUGUCACCGCACAGUGUUGGCCGCCGCCAGCACCUACUUCCGGGCCAUGUUUGCAGGGACGCUGCGGGAGAGCGUUAUGGACCGAGUAGUUCUACACGAGGUGUCAGCCGAGCUUUUAGGUCUGCUGGUGGACUUCUGCUACACGGGGCGGGUCACCGUCACUCAGGAUAACGUGGACCUCCUUCUGAAGACGGCUGAUCUGUUUCAGUUUCCCUCGGUUAAAGAGGCCUGCUGUGCUUUUCUGGAGCAGCGGCUGGAUAUUUCCAACUGCUUAGAGAUCCAGGACUUUGCGGAGGCUUUCGCCUGCCGCGAACUGGCAGUCAGCGCUCGGCGCUUUGUCCUGAAGAACAUAAUGGAGCUGGCUAAAGGGACGGACUUUGAGCGAUUACCCUGGAAGCGCCUGCUUGAGUUUAUGUCGGAUAAUGAGCUGUGUGUGGACAAGGAGGAGACAGUUUAUCAAAUUGCAGUGCGCUGGGUGAAGGCAGAUCUCCAGCGGAGGCUACACUACUGGCCCGAGCUCCUCCAGCAGGUCCGACUCCCGUUCGUCAGGAGGUUCUUCCUGUUGGCCCAUGUGGAGAGCGACCCACUCGUCUACCUGUCACCCACCUGCCUCCGCAUGGUGAACGAAGCCCGUAGCUUCCAGUCCUGCGAGUACGACCGCCACGACAGGCCCUGCCACCGCAUGCGGCCACGGCCAUCUACAGGAUUGGCAGAAAUCCUGGUGGUGGUGGGAGGCUGCGACCAGGACUGUGAUGAGCUGGUCACAGUGGACUGUUACAACCCCCAGACGGGACAGUGGCGCUACCUGGCUGAAUUCCCCGAUCACCUCGGAGGAGGCUACAGUAUAGCUGCCCUCGGAAACGAUAUGUACGUUACAGGUGGCUCUGACGGCUCGCGCCUCUACGACGGCGUGUGGCGCUACAAGUCCAGCGUCAACGAAUGGACCGAGGCGUCGCCCAUGCUGAAGGCCCGUGAGUACCACAGCUCUUGUGUGGUGAAAGGUCAGCUCUACGUGGUGGCGUCGGACAGCACCGAGCGCUACGAUCACGCUGUGGACUGCUGGGAGGCCUUGCCAGCCAUGUUGCACCCCAUGGACAACUGCUCCACCACCGCGUGCAACGGACGCUUGUACGCCAUCGGCUGCCUGACCGGAGAGGACACCAUGGCCAUCCAGAGCUACGAUUCAGACGCCAACCGCUGGUUAAUGGUUAAUUGUGGACAGCUGCCUCCGUGGUCCUUCACACCGAAAACUGUGACCCUCAACGGCCUCAUCUACUUUGUCAGGGAUGACUCAGCCGAGGUGGAUGUUUAUAAUCCUCAAAAGAACAAGUGGGACAUGAUAAGUCCGAUGACCCAGGUCCAUGUUGGAGGAAGUGUUGCAGCCCUGGGCGGUAAAUUAUUUGUGUCUGGCGGUUAUGACAACACGUUUGAGCUGUCCGAUGUGGUGGAAGCCUUCGACCCAACCACCCGCUCGUGGUCCCUCGCUGGGCGACUACCUCAGCCGACCUUCUGGCACGGCAGCGUCAGCAUCUUCCGCCAGUUCAUGCCCCAGGUGUCCAGUGCCUUCCAACCUACCGAGACGCCGGAGUUGAACGCCAUUCACCUGCACCGCCACCAGCGUCACCAAGCGCUCCACAAUCUCAACAACAAUCUCAACCAGAACCAGGAUGUGAACCCAGCGCACUGAGUUUGGACCUUAACACCCUCUCACGUGUUUUCAAGUCUGUUCUCCCUCAUCGUGCCAUCGUUAGCUUACUGUGAAUUUACCUCAUGUCAAAGGCAGAAGAGAAGAGGGAGCAGAAUCCACCUGAGCACGAAGCUGUCGUCGUAGUGACAAUCAUGUCUGUUGACUGGAGGAGUAACAGGACGGUUCUCAGUCGUGUUCACACGGAAACAGUUCUGGUUGGUUCCUGUACAGAAGCAGAGGGAAGUGUCUCUGUGCUGCUCUUAAAGGGAGGUAGGGGAGUUUAUUUUCCAAACCAGACUUAAAGCCAUCAUCCUUUUCUCGUGAAAACACUUUAGAUUACAACCGAAACUAUUUAUCGCUCAAAUUUAUCCGCAACAUAUUUGAUAAUCAUCUUCUUUUUCUUUCUAACGGUUCAGUUUUGAGCUUGUUCUGCGUUUAACAGAGUAGUUAACAUUUGUAGACGACGUCUUUGGCUCAAGAUGUUUUUUCUCAAUUUACAGACAAAUAGCAAAUGAUGAAUCUGAAAAUUAAAAAAGAUUUCAUCGGCAACAAGAAUCGGAAAUCGUUUUACUCUGUAAAUUGAAUGAGCUGCACAAAGGUACGUUUUCUCUCUUAUCUGAAUAAAUAGCAUCCUUUACUUUUACAUGAGAAAACGAUGAGUGUGGUGAACUUCCCCCUUCCUUUGAUGAAGAGCAGUUAAACAGCUGCUUCUCUCUCUCAAGUUUUUAUUCAGCAACUAUCGAGCACUGUCUCCCACACACGGUGGGUGAGGCCGUCGUUUUCUGUGAGUUAGCAGUUGAUCACUGUGGAAUUUAUUUUUCUACAAACGCAUUAAAUUUUAAUUCUAAAUGCACGCAAGCAUCUAAGUAAGUGUUUACAAGCCUUUUGUGGCUGCAGAGGGAGCAGAGUGAAGUCUGACGGACGGCCUCCGCUGAUGUGAGUCCGUUGCACGUGAGGAGUUUUAAUCGAUCAGUCAUAAAAAAAAAAAUAAAAAAAACUGAAUCUCCAACUGAAUUGUCAGUGGGCGAGUAGCAUUGUGGGUAAUGAAGGCGCCAGGUCUUGAGAGAUGAGACCGUCUCUGGCUCUACUAUGUCAAUUUCUAUCUUUUAAAUCGGUCCAGAGUCCGACUGAGUUACUUUAGUGGAACUCUAUUGAACUGUGCUUCAGUACGGACUCAACGAUGAUCAGUCUACAUUCCAGAAACAGCUGCAGUCACAAUCGAUAUUUAGCACUAAACAGACA
Molecule: messenger RNA, 3345 nt
Organism: Paralichthys olivaceus (Japanese flounder)
Lineage: Eukaryota; Metazoa; Chordata; Actinopteri; Pleuronectiformes; Paralichthyidae
Gene: klhl21
Product: kelch-like family member 21
Biological process (GO): protein ubiquitination
Molecular function (GO): protein binding
Source: RefSeq, a predicted model, not a curated record